AUGGAGGUGCAUUUUGCUGUGGCGGUGCAUUCUAAGGCGGCGGUGCUUGGCUCUGUCUGCUCAGUUCCUGUACUGCUCGUAGUAAAUCGCGCAUCAAGUUCGCCUGGAGUCAUGGACACCUCAGGUGCUCAAGAAUACGACAGAUUGCAAGAAUUGAAGACUUCUGAUGAAACAAAAGCUGGUGUAAAGGGAUUAGUUGAUUCAGGAUUGCAAAAAAUUCCCAAGAUUUUUGUAAGACCGGCUGAAGAACUGGCUAAAGAUUUGAAUUACAAGAGGGCUCAAAUUGAAGCUCCUGUGAUUGAUUUGGGUGAUCUGGAGAAAACCCAUAGGCAUAAACAGAUUGUAGAAGAAGAUGUUGAGGAGAAAAAGAAAUACUACACGCGGGAUAAUACGAGAAGGGUGAGAUUUAACAGCAAUUUUGAUUUGUUCACAUCAAGGACUUCUAGCUGGAGAGACACAUUGGCUAUUUCAUUUUCAGAUCCUGAUCAAAUUAAUUCUGAUGACUUGCCAGAUUUAUGUAGAAAGUCAGUUAUAGAGUACUCAAAACUCGUCAAUAACUUGGGAAAUAUUCUGUUUGGAUUACUAUCAGAGGCUCUUGGACACGAACCUGAGCACCUAAGAAACAUGGACUGUUCUGAAGGGCACCGUCUUUCUUGUCACUACUAUCUAGCGUGCCCUGAAUCAGAACUCACUCUAGGAACCGCAAAGCAUUCAGAUCCUGGAUUUCUCACCAUUCUUCUACAAAACCAAAUCGACAGUCUCCAGAUUUUCUUCCAAAACCAGUGGGUUGAUGUCCAGCCCAUUCCUGGAGCAUUUGUAAUUAAUAUUGGGGAUCUUCUCCAGUUGGUAUCCGAUGGAAAAUUCACAAGCAAUAAGCACAGAGUGGUUGCCAAUCGUCUUGGGCCAAGAAUUUCCAUAGCAUGCUUUUUCUCUGGUCCUAUACACAUGGAUAAGAUUUUCUAUGGCCCCAUUAAAGAGUUGAUAUCGGAAGAAAAUCCUCCCGAAUACAAAGAGGUCUUGUUGAGUGAUUAUAUAAUGAAAUUUAUCACUACUGGACUAGACGAGAAUUUUCUUGUUAAUUAUUUCAAGGGAUGAAUAUGGCAUUGAAGA
Molecule: messenger RNA, 1110 nt
Organism: Olea europaea var. sylvestris
Lineage: Eukaryota; Viridiplantae; Streptophyta; Magnoliopsida; Lamiales; Oleaceae
Product: 1-aminocyclopropane-1-carboxylate oxidase homolog 3-like
Exons: 5
Coding region: 1-1095 (364 amino acids)
Source: RefSeq, a predicted model, not a curated record